Messenger RNA from Centropristis striata (black sea bass), 5894 nucleotides. It is a transcript of the gene parp14rs1, whose product is annotated as poly(ADP-ribose) polymerase family member 14-related sequence 1. The transcript has 17 exons. Gene Ontology annotation, cellular component: nucleus; cytoplasm. NCBI's taxonomy places the organism in Eukaryota, Metazoa, Chordata, Actinopteri, Perciformes, Serranidae. The record is from RefSeq and is a predicted model, not a curated record. Gene Ontology annotation, molecular function: transcription corepressor activity; NAD+ poly-ADP-ribosyltransferase activity. Bases 1 to 5418 code for a protein of 1805 amino acids. Gene Ontology annotation, biological process: negative regulation of gene expression.
AUGGCGGACGCAUAUUCGUUUGCUCUGCUCGUCGAGUUUGAGGAAAACGACUUACCGAGACUAAAAAACAAGUUAAUAAAACACUUCCAGAGUAAGAAAGCUCACGGUGGCGACUGCGAAGUUGAAUAUGCGAAAGGCAGCAAGACGGCGGUGGUGCGCUUCCGCAGAGAGGAGGACCAGCAAAAUGUUUUGAAGAAAGAGGCGCACGAGAUCCGUUUAGACAAAGGCGUGUUGAAGGUGACAGUUCGCCUACCUGCUGACGAGACAACAACAACAACAACAACAAUACCACCACCACCACAGGAAACUCCAGCCGAAAAAGUCCGCAAGAACUCAGAUGUUGCUGUGAUUAACAAGCAGUCGAGCACCGAUGAUCAAAAGGACAAAGAAGAGGAGACAGCAGACGAAGAGCCGUGCUCCACCUUGGCUGUUAUAGGAAAUAUUCCAGAGACGAUGAACCAGGAGUUUUUGGAGAUGCUGGUGGAGAACGUUUUAAUGGAUGCCGAUGCUCCAUGUGACAGCCAAAACUUCACACUUGAAGUUCUCCGUGACAUCUCCUCUGCUGUGGUGACAUUUCAGAGUGAAAAAGAAAACACAGAUUUCGUGACAAGAUGCCCCAAAAACAGAACAUUCUCAAAGAAGGGACUAACAGCCCGGCCUCUUGAAGUCACAAACCGAGUCAUAGUUGACGACAUACAAAAUUUUGGUGAAGAUCUCCUCCGCCUUUAUUUUGAGACUGCAGGUGGAGAUGUGGAAAAUCUUGAGCUUAAUGAAGAGGAGCAGUCUGUCAUCAUCACAUUUAAAGACCAUAAAGCUGUUCAGAAAAUCGGGAAGAAGAAGAAGCAUCACAUCAACCAGGAAGAGAUAAGAGUUUAUCCUUUCUAUAAAUCUUUGGGAAGAGUCCUCUAUGGCAAAGAUAAGCCCCCACUAAAACUCCCUGCUGCUGUAUCUGAACCAAUUGACAGCGCUCUUUGGAGAUACCUAAAAGACAAUCAAUCAGCAGCAAAGACCAUUCAUAGUCAGUUGGCAAAAGACUUCUGCAAAGUAAACCUCGACCAAUCUACAGUGCGCUUGAGCCCCAUGGCUUCACUACUGCAGCAAAAAGAUGCAGAAGACAUCACCAAAGAGUGGAGAGAUACCGUGAAGUCAGCAUUUGCACAAGCGCUGUUAACAUUCAGAUCCUUGAAGCUUCAGCCAGAGUCAGACGUAUGGGAAGAGUGUCAGGAGAAGAUCAGUGAAACACUGGUGAAUGAGGAUGUAGUUGUGGUGCCUGAUGAAGGCAAUUGUGUCCUAUCAGUUGUUGGUCUCGUGGCUGAUGUGAACAGACUAGAGCAAACUCUUCGUGAAGUCGUAAACAAGAUUGUCAGUAGGGUUCAGAGGGAGAAAUCGAGCGUUACCCAAGAGAUGAAAGUGUCAGCGUCUAUUUACCACAUCCUGUGUCAAGAUGGUCUUCAGGACAAGCUGCAAAAUGUGUACCCAGAACUCAAAUUGUCAUUUCGGAAAGACAGUCGAGAUGGUUUGAUGUUAACUGGGCUUAGAGAGGAGAUUUUGGCAGCAAACAAAGUCAUAUAUGAUGCAAUGUUUGCAUUAAAACGACAGAAUUUAGAAAUAGAUAACUAUGUGCUUGACUUGUUGAAGGAUGAACAACCAGAGGAGCUCACAAAUGCUCUCCUGACAUCCAGUGGUAUAAAUGCAGCGUUUGAGAUCAAUGCACACAGGGUGCAACUUCUUGCUGCUUCCGACGAAGAUCUGAAUGUUGCUGAAGACCAUCUGGGGAAGCUGCUAAUAUCUCAAUACAUUGAUGUUGAAGAUAGUAAGGUCCUGGAGAAGUCAGAAUGGCGUGACCUGGUCAAUCAGCUGGAGAAUGCAGACAGUAGGUCAUACAGGAGAAUUCGAAUCAACACUACUGAGCAACAAGUCGUGGUCUCUGGUCACAAGGAUAGUGUCAUAAAAGUUUGCAGGGAACUUGAAGACUCCUUAACGCAGAAUGCUCAAGUUGAAGAAACUGUUGUGGUCAAGCCCAAUGCCAUAGUUGAAUACAUUAAAACACUUGACACACGUUGGUUGGAGCAAAUGGAAGACAAAGUGGAGGUAUCUUACAGAAAGGAGGCCAUCUUUUUAAGUGGUUCCAGAGUUGAUGUCGCAGAGGGCAAGGGUGUGGUUGAAGACCUGGUCUCUUCUGUCCACUUUGAAAAUGUUAAAGUCUCCAUGCCUGGAGCAAAAAAGUUCUUUCAGGAUAAAGAAGCCAUGUAUGUUUCCUCACUCUGGAAUGAAACUCGCUGCCUGGUCCAGCUGGUUGAUGACACUAGUGGUGGACAGGUUGACUCGGCCCAAAGACCAGUACUAAAGCCUGUGUAUCAGCUUCAGACAUCUGACGGGGUGGAGAUAGCUGUUUGCAAGGCAGAUAUGUGCAGCUACCCAGUGCAUGCAAUUGUCAAUGCUUCUAAUCCGGACCUGAAACAUAAUGGAGGUCUUUCAGCAGCACUUCUUAAUGCUGCUGGCCCUCAGCUGCAGGAUGAAUGUGACAGAAUAAUUAACUCGAAAGGCCAACUCCAGCCAGGGGAGUGUGUCAUAACUGGUGCUGGGGGAAACCUUUGCUGCAAAAAAGUCAUCCACGCAGUGGGACCCACGUUUGAAGCAGCUAAACCACAUAAGGCCCUAGCAAAGUUGAAAAGAGCCGUCAAAAGAAGCUUAGAACUUGCUGAAGAGAACAACUGCAUCUCCGUGGCUCUGCCCGCCAUCAGCAGAAACCUAGGCUUUCCUCUUCCUUUGUGUGCAAUCACCAUUGUCAAAGCAAUCAAGGAACACUGUGAUGAAAAGUAUGAUGACAACACCUUGAAGAGGAUCCAUUUAGUGAACAAUGAUGACAUCACUGUUCAGGCUAUGGAGGCAGCUGUCAGACAGGAGUUUGGUAAUCAAGGUGUCAGUCUUUCUCAAGAAACCAAAACCGCCAAGGCUCUCCCUGUGAAACAUACUGGGGAUGCUGGAUCUAACCAAAACUGCUUGGGUCAAGUGCAGACCACAGAGGGCUUGGACGUCACUCUCACAAAAGGAAACAUUGAGAACGCCAACACGGAGGUGACCGUUAAUACUGUGUUUGAAGAUCUUGUGCUGAACAAAGGAGCAGUUUCAACUGCCAUCUUCAGUGCGGCCGGAGCCAAACUUCAGCAGUUGGUAAAUGCAAACAAUGCUAGUGGAAAUUUUGGCGACAUCAUUGUCACUGAAGGCUGCAAGCUCAAGAGCAAACAAGUGUUUCAUGCUGUUUCACCUCACUGGGACAAUGGACAAGGCACUGCCGAAAAGAUCUUGGAUGGCAUUUUCAAGGAUUGCUUGAACAAGGCAGAGGACAGUGGUCUGACCUCCAUAUCCUUCCCCGCCAUCGGCACAGGAAACCUGGCUUUCCCAAAAGACCUUGUAGCCUCAUUGAUGUUUGAUGAAAUCAUAGCAUUUAGCAAGAAACAACCUAAGCACCUUAAGAAGGUUGUGAUCAUCCUUUACCCGAAAGAUGCACAGACUAUCCAGGUUUUUAGUGAUGAAUUUGCAAAGAAGUUCCCCAAUGCCGCAUUUGUUCCAGAGCCCACAAGUCCGCAACAAUCUCCAGGUCCCUUCUCUAAAAUUGUCUCGGGCUCAGGAGUGCAUGAGACCAAAAUGGGAAAUGUGGCUGUACAGGUUGUCACGGGAGACAUAACCAAGGAGACCAGUGAUGUCAUCGUCAACUCCUCCAAUGAAAAUUUCUCUCUGAAGUCAGGAGUAUCUAAGGCUAUUCUGGAUGCAGCAGGUCAGGCUGUUGAAGCAGAAUGUCAAAAACUUGGUGCCCUGCCCAAUCCCGGUAUGAUAACAACCCAGCCAGGCAAUCUCAAAUGUAAGAAGAUCCUUCACCUUGCUGGACAGACGGACCCAGUAAAAAUCCAGAGGGUUGUGAAGGAGGCACUCCAAAUGUGUGUGACAAACUCAGACACUUCUGUCUCAUUUCCUGCCAUCGGCACAGGUCAAGGUAAUGUACAGGCAAGGCAGGUGGCAGACGCCAUGUUGGAUGCAGUGGUUGAUGUGUUGAGCCAAUCCCCUUCCACGACCCUGAAGACAAUUCGGAUAGUUAUUUUCCAGCCACCCAUGCUUAAAGAAUUCUACAACAGUAUGCACCAAAGAGAAGCAACUGAAGCAAAAGAGAAAGGAGGCUUCUGGAGAAAUAUCGGCUCCACAUUAAAAUCAUUGUUUGUUGGUGGAAGUAGUGACAAGCCACAGAAAGAAGGGGAUUUUGUAAUUGAGGCUCAGAAAGUGAGCCCUGCUUCUUUCCACAUCUGCGGUGGGUCCCAGGCCAGAGUAGCCUCAGCCAAGCAAUGGAUCAACGACCUGAUAUCCAAAGAGCAACACAGCAUCUGCAUCAAAGAUGACUCCAUCCUUAGGUUCUCAGAUGCAGACCACCAGCGCAUUCUUGACAUCCAGAAGACAAUGAGCGUAACAAUUAGGAUUGAGAGCAAGAAUGGCCAAGCUACAGUCACCAUCGAGGGCAUCAGCAAGGACGUGCUCGGAGCCAGCCAUGAUGUCCAUGAGAUGGUGAAGUUGGCGAGAGACAAUGAGGAGCUGCAGAAGAACGUGGAGCUGGCGGGCACAGUGGUGGCCUGGCAGUACCAGCAGCAGGGGCUUCAGUUCCAAAAUUUUGAUUCAAUGUCCAACUUCAAGCUCGAGCAAGCCUUGGAAAAGAAACUAACAAAAGUAAAAGUUACAGUCCAGGGUCAAGACUACACAGUCACCAUGCCAAAGGGACCUGCCACUGACAGCCAGGGACGCACCCUGCAGAUCAAGCGCAUUGACAAACUCAAAGAUGAAGACAUACCUGAGCACUGGGAAGCAAUGCCAGCCAACACCACGAGUCACGCUGUCACGCUUAAGGCUGGGACACCAGAGUACAAAGAAAUCCUGACCCUGUUCCAGGCCACAUGCCCACAAACCCCGAUCAAGAUCGAGAGGAUCCAGAACCCAGUCCUGUGGAAAACCCUGCAGAUCAAGAGGCGUGGCAUGGAACAAAGAAACAAUCAUCAGAACAAUGAGAGACGCCUCUUUCAUGGCACCGCCCAUGACACAGUGGCUCACAUCAACGAACACGGCUUCAACAGGAGUUUCGCAGGAAAGAAUGCUACUUGUUAUGGCAAGGGCACAUACUUUGCUGUCAACGCUAAUUACUCCGCCCAAAACACCUACUCCAGACCCAAUCCAAAUGGGGAGAAGUGCAUGUACGUGUGUCGAGUGCUGACGGGAGAUUUCACCGCCGGACAAUCCGGCAUGAUCACACCGCCGGCCAAGGGCACCGCAUCCGUCGACAAGUACGACAGCGUUGUGGACAAUAUGACCACUCCCGGCAUGUUCAUUGUCUUCCACGACAGCCAGGCUUAUCCUGAAUAUCUGAUCACAUUCAAGUGAACAGGUAACAGGGAGAAAAGACAAACAAAUGCCUUACAUGUGACACUGCCUUGGUUGAAACUUUUUUUGUGUAAUAAUAUGUAACAAUAACAUUAAUUUUCGGUAUACAAUCAAACUGCAAUUAUCAUAGGUGUUAGUUAUGGUAUUAGUUGUCAGAUCCAUAUAGUGCCUUGAAUAUAUCUCUGCCAUUCUACAGAAUAAUUAUGCAAGAAGACAUCAGGUAACGAAAAAAUAAGAAUGUUGUCAAAACAAUUUUAUAUUUGAUGCACUGUUUAAUUUCACUUAACAUUGUUCCCCCGUUCGUGGUACGUGGAAGGCUGAUGGAAAGUACCUGCUCUGUUCCAGGAAACCAUGGGAUUAUAUAAACUCGCCUGUGUGCAUGUGUAACUCAGGUCACUUUUGUUUUUGAAAUGAAAAAUGAAAGUUAACUGCUGUUCUAGUUCACAAGCCUUGACAAAUAAAAGUUAAUACAAGCA